This is a messenger RNA of Geodia barretti, 1464 nucleotides long. NCBI's taxonomy places the organism in Eukaryota, Metazoa, Porifera, Demospongiae, Tetractinellida, Geodiidae. The record is from the annotation of a GenBank genome assembly.
GUGUACCUACAACAAACUGAAUGAUUACGUAAUAAUCUGUUGCAGUAAAUGUGACUCUUUUCCAUCAGAUAAUCUCUUAUUCUCCCACAACAAAUAUAUUAUUAUACAGGAUGGGCAGCAUGUAGCCACAUAUGGCGCAAGGGAGACAGGUCCAUACUGCUCAGCUGGAGUCCUCCACUCUCUCACAAUAUCGAUGUUGAGCCAGACAUCUCCCACUAUCUAGUGACCAUUAUCAACACGGAGGACCAUCACUCUGUGCUCACUGUCAACACAACAGACACUGAGUACCUCCUCCAGUCACAAGACUGCCAACUAUCUGUCUACCAAGUGGAGAUAGCAGCAGUCAAUGUUGUUGGUGUGGGAGACAACUACACCAGUCCUCAACUGACUCUGGAUGUACUUGAUUUUUCAGACAAAUUUUCUUUAAUUCUUGGUGAAAAUCCAGUUAUCAGCUUUCAGGUCUGUGCAAGCUACCAAGUCACUUUGGAAUAUAAAUUUAAACCAACAUUAUCAAACAGAGAAAUUCACUUGAUGACUAAUGUUGCUGGUGAUGGACAAACAACCCUAAGCAUUUCCUUACCUAAUGUCAAAUUUAAUGAACAUUAUAAAGUAACUGUGGGAGUCAAUGGAACUAAUGUUUUCAUGUACAGCCAAAGUUUUAGUACAUUUGAUGUCCAGAAAGUGGUGAUAGAUGAGAAGAGCAGCGGACAUGAUAUAACAUGUUACUUAGCUCGUGGGUCACAAAUCAAGGGUUGUAGAAUAGUUAUAAUCUCAGAGGGAAGAGGUGGAGACUGUGAAUUUAACACAACUGCCACAAAACUCGAGGGAGCUAGAGAUGCUGCAGUGAAUGUGGAACUACCAGCAGGAGAGUAUUCUAUAGUAGUCUAUGAUGAUGAACAAGUGACUGAAGAGAAUCCAGCUUAUACCAGCAACCUGUCUAUCCCUGGUGCUACUACACCUGUUGUAGGGUGUGUGUUUGACGUACUAGUGGUGGAAUCAACAAGUGACAGUGAAGAGAACAAUCGACUUGUAGUUUUACUGGUGAUUGGGGCAGUCAGUACAGUGGCUCUCAUUGCAGUUUUAACCCUGAUCGCAGUAACUUCACUUGUGGUUUUGUCAAGAAAAUGUAGGAAAACAGCUGAAAGUGUAUCACCAAGAGGUGUAAGGAAUAAACAGCAGCAAACACCACAAUUCACUGUGGACAAUAACCCAGUUUAUGCGGUUCCCAAACUGCCCCAGUCUGUGUCUCUCACAGAACAAAAACAACAGCAGCAGCAGCAGCAGGAGUCAGAGUUUGAUAUGGACCACAACCCUCUGUACAUGCUCCAUACUGCACCUCAGCACAAGAACAAUCCCAGUGCAGACCAUGAAUAUGAAACUCUUUCCAGCCAUUAGCUACCUGUGACAUCAGUCUGUGAUGUGUAAUCAUAGUGCAUACUCGUGUACGUAGCUAUAAAAGAAGGG